CUACGAAGGUCUCUACGUUGGAGCACGUGAAGAAAAAUCUGUAAAGUGGAGUUGCGCCAAGUUCAUGGAAGGUGCGUGUGGGAUCUGUCCAGUCACGACAAUUUUUAGCCUCAGUCAUCUGUGGAGUCUUCAGCGAGAGACACAUCAAUUUCUGCUCUUCCAAAUUCGCCUGUGCAGUGAGUGUGAGAAGUGUGAUAUUUCUCCAAAAAAAAAAAAAGUUUAAAAAAUAACGCAAAUAACAUUCUCGGUUGUGGAUAAUGUAUGAGCAAGACAGUGUUGAAUGUGGGUUACUCACCUAAUUUUCUCCAUAAUCUUAAUCUCAUCUAGAGAGAUUUUCUUUUAGUGGCUGGAUAUGCUUAUAAAGUUAGAGAAGUUCAUAUUUAAUGCUCUUUAACAUGCACUUUUGCACCUAUUUCUUUUUUUAAUAUUAUAAUAUAGUUGAAAUUUUCGGCGCGAUUGGAAGCAAAAUUUGCUCAUGAGCGACUGAAGAGAAAAUCCUUGACCCUUUAUUCGCCAUUGCUUUGGGAAGAAAAAAAGGGCAUAUAAUAUUAUUUUCUUGGCACCAUGCAAACGAUUUUUAUCUGCUGCAGUGCUUGUCGCAAUUGUUUUUCCCUCAACAAAUGGACUGAUCUGGAAGAUGCUGUGUAAAACGUGCUCUGGGUCUUAGCUUUUUUUUUCAUUGCGAAAGAGCUCGCUAGAAAAAAAAAAGAUAAUGAGACACAAUCUCAUGGGAAAAUUGACGAAUUGGCUGGUGCUUUGUUUUUAGAGGCACUUGUGAUACCAAUACAAUCUUAGGAAUUGUUAUCGAGUGAGCGAAGAUGAUAAAAAUGUCUAAAAUAUUUACAAUUGACAACAAUACAAUCAGCCGAACUAUUCCUGCCAAUCCGCGGAAUGGCCAGCGAGACAGAGCGUGAUCCAGGAGUUUCUGUCCAGCAGCAGGGCCCAAGGUACUAUCUCAAGAGUGCCACAAAUGGUCGCGGAGGCCUAAAUGUCUACGUCAGCAACAGACGGAGUAGCUUCUGUGAACAGCAGCAACGCGAUGCACAAAAUUCCUUCAGUGUUCGCGAAUUUCUCAAGUCCAAACUCUUUGUGAGCAUCCUAAUUGUCGGAGCAGUUUUUAUCACACUCAUCUGUAUCGGAUUGGUGGUGAUGUACGAACGAGAUGGCAACGUCACACAGACCAUAGAUGUGUGGCGAGACAAAUUAACUCCAGAGCAAUUGAUAUGGUUUGACUCAGGGCUCGAUGAGCUGAAGAAAGCUCUCACUGUUCCCAUAAAUACCAAACGGGCGAAAAAUGUGAUCUUGUUCAUAGGGGAUGGAAUGGGGCCGGUUUCUGUAACAGCCGGUCGAAUAUUUAAGCAUGGUGAAGGUGGAAAAUUGUCAUGGGAAGAUUUUCCACACAUGGGUCUACUCAAGACAUACACCAUGGAUAAACAAGUGCCAGACUCAGCUUCAACAGCAACAGCACUUUUUGGGGGAGUAAAGUCCAACUAUGGGACCAAUGGAGUCGAUGCAGGAGUACUCAGAGGUGAUUGCUACUCUUCCCUCAAUAAAUCUCAUCAUGUUGAAUCUAUUCUGCAUUGGGCACAGAAGGCAGGGAAGGGUACGGGAUUUGUCACUACGACACGUGUGACUCAUGCCACUCCGGCUAGUUUAUUUGCAAAUGUACCAGAACGUGGUUGGGAGUGUGAUGCAACAAUGCCGGAGGAAGCUAAGAACCUGGGGUGCUUGGAUAUUGGUCGACAACUGGUAGAGGAAGAGCCAGGACAGAAGAUGAAUGUGAUAAUGGGAGGAGGGAGACAGUGCCUAGUGUCUGGAGUGGAAGAUACUCCAGAGGAUCCAAUUGAUACGUGGUCGUGCAAUUCGAAAGAUGGUCGGAAUCUUAUUGAAAAGUGGAAGGCAGAUAAAAUGGAAAAGGAGCAAUCAUUUGCUGUCCUUCAGAACAAUUCGGAUCUGGUCAAUCUCGAUGUAUCUAAUGAAUUUGUAUUGGGAGUCUUUGCAAAUGGGCAUCUGGCAUAUGAUCAUGAGAGGGAUAAAAGUGAUUCUGGAAUGCCAUCUUUGGAGGAAAUGACCACGGCAGCUCUAAGGGUGCUCAGGAAGCAUCAAAAGGGCUUCUUUUUGGUCGUUGAAGGUGGAAUGAUUGAUCAGGCUCAUCAUAGGGGUUGGGCAAAGACAGCUCUGUCAGAAUUGUCUGCCAUGGAUGAUGCUGUAGCUGCCACGGUGAAGUUGAUGACUCGAGAAUUGGAAGAGACUCUGAUCAUCGUUACAUCAGAUCAUGCUCAUACACUUUCAAUGAAUGGCUAUCCAGAUAAAGGGAAUAGUAUUUUCGGGGUGGCUCAGAAUUCCAAGGCCGAUGGGAUUCCCUAUACGACUCUGACGUACGGUACUGGUGGUCCAGAUGGAUUCCAAGUGGAAGUUGACAGUCAGGGAAAGGUGCAUAGGCGGGAUCCUACUCUUGACAACCUCGAGGACUAUAAAUAUGUCCAGCAAGUGGGAAUUGCUACUGAUGAAAAUAUCCAUGGAGGAGUUGAUGUAGCUGUUCAUGCCACUGGUCCCAUGGCUCAUCUCUUCCACUGUGUUCAUGAGAACUCAUAUGUAGCUCAUGUUAUUUCUUAUGCAGCCAGAAUUGGCAGAUUUCGUGAUAGUUCCGCAGCUGGUGCAUUUUUUGAUCUUCUAGGAUUGUCCUACUAAAUUUACAAUAUUUAAUAAAUAAAUAGAUUUUUUUCUCUGUGUUGGCAAAAA
Phlebotomus papatasi is the source of this 2742-nucleotide messenger RNA. RefSeq names its product alkaline phosphatase (gene Alp12). The transcript is spliced from 4 exons. Lineage: Eukaryota; Metazoa; Arthropoda; Insecta; Diptera; Psychodidae. The record is from RefSeq and is a predicted model, not a curated record. Gene Ontology annotation, molecular function: alkaline phosphatase activity. Bases 892 to 2691 code for a protein of 599 amino acids. Gene Ontology annotation, biological process: dephosphorylation.